Molecule: messenger RNA, 890 nt
Organism: Physella acuta
Lineage: Eukaryota; Metazoa; Mollusca; Gastropoda; Physidae
Product: ficolin-1
Source: RefSeq, a predicted model, not a curated record
GGAAACACGGUUGUUUAGGGAUCCACUCAGACAAAUUAACUUAAACUGAAACACGCAUCAUGUCUGCUGGGCUAUUGGCAGCAAUUUUGGCUGUCAACAGUUGUCUCUGCUUUGGAAAAGUUGAACUACCUAAGAACAGUGCUUUGGCAGAUACGAGAAUCUGUAGCAAGAGCCAUAUGACCAAAGAAUUGCCCGCCAGAUCUGUGUUGAAAUCUUCAGCUGGUAAAGAUGUUCUGUGUGACACUGUCUCUGAUGGCGGUGGAUGGAUUGUCCUGAUGCGUCGAGUUCGGGGUGAUGUGAACUUCUCAAGAUCUUGGGCGGACUACUCGGAGGGAUUUGGUUCAUUUGAUGGCGAUUUUUGGCUGGGGCUAAAUGACUCUUCGCUCUUAAUCUACGAAGGUGAAUGGCAGCUAAGGGUAGAUAUGAAGUUCGAAGGCAGAGAUUACUUCGCCCAGUACCGACAGUUCGAACUGUCGUGGCGGAUACAGCAGCACACAAUUCAUAUGGGAACGUUCUCAGGAAACGUCACGGAUGAUUUUUCUUAUCACAACCACCAAAUGUUCUACACCUCAGAUAGCCCUACCAGCAACAGUUGCACAAAAACCUACAGUGGUGGAUGGUGGUUCAAUAACUGUCAUCGCGUCUAUCUGACAGGAGAGUGGAAAUCAAGAGAACAAUCCAAGGGGGUCCACUGGGAGUCCUUGACUACGAACAAAAAAAGUCUCGAUUCGGUGGAGAUGAAAAUGCGAGAGAUUCAAUAAAUUUAUCUUUUCAUCGUUUUACACUAGUGUCAAAUCGAACUCCAACAUGGAACUGACAGCAAAUUAAAAUGUGAUCCUGAUGAAUUGAAUAAUGUAUCUCAUUAAAACUGUCAUUAAAGAUACAAUGGU